AUGGAUCGAGCGCAACCCAUCCCUCAUCCGGCUCACCGGGAAACACCCGUUCAACUGCGAGCCGCCGCUGGCCCGGCUCAUGCACCACGGGUUCGUUACGCCCGUCCCGCUGCACUCGAACACAAGCCCAAUCUCGCCCUUGUGCGGGCGGCACACCUUCACCUUCACCUUGAACCAGCAGUUGUUCAUCAUCCCCUGCACCACCACUUGGUCCCUUCGGGUUACGUCUCCGACACCUUCCUUCACGGGUCGGGUAACUUUUCCCACCUGGCCAGCAUCAUAGAGAUUUCACGUUCCCCGGCUCUCAUGAACCCCGGUAAGAGGGUUCAGUGCAAGCUCGUGGCCAUCAUCAUAGAGAUCUCACGUUCCCCGGCUCUCAUGAACCCCAGUGAGAGGGUACAGUGCAAUCUCGUGGCCAAGAAGACCGUAUCGCACGACGUUCGACUCUUCCGCUUCGCUCUCCCCUCGGCGGACCAAGUGCUGGGCCUCCCGGUCGGCAAGCACAUCUUCCUCUGCGCCACCAUCGACGGCAAGCUAUGCAUGCGCCCUUACACGCCAACAAGCCCCGUCGACGAGAUCGGCCACUUCGAGCUCCUAAUCAACGUCUACUUCAAGGGCGAGAACCCCAAGUUCCCCAACGGUGGCCUCAUGUCGCAGCACUUGGAAUCCCUGCCCAUCGGCUCCACCCUCGAUGUCAAGGGCCCGCUGGGUCACAUCGAGUACGCCGGCCGCGGCAACUUCCUCGUCGACGGGAAGCAUAGGUCAACGAGGAGGCUCGCCAUGAUCGCCGGCGGGACUGGGAUCACGCCGGUGUACCAGGUGAUCCAGGCGGUGCUACGGGACCCGGAGAACCGCACCGAGAUGCACCUGGUGUACGCCAACAGGUCGGAGGACGACAUACUGCUGCGGGACGAGCUCGACAUACUGCUGCAGAAGAGUUAUUUCCUUUUGGCAUUCAGAUGACAUUGGGAAUCAGCAGCAUCGAUC
Musa acuminata subsp. malaccensis (wild Malaysian banana) is the source of this 987-nucleotide messenger RNA. Lineage: Eukaryota; Viridiplantae; Streptophyta; Magnoliopsida; Zingiberales; Musaceae. The record is from RefSeq and is a predicted model, not a curated record.